Messenger RNA from Haliotis rubra (blacklip abalone), 1249 nucleotides. RefSeq lists its product as uncharacterized. NCBI's taxonomy places the organism in Eukaryota, Metazoa, Mollusca, Gastropoda, Lepetellida, Haliotidae. Bases 28 to 798 code for a protein of 256 amino acids. The record is from RefSeq and is a predicted model, not a curated record. The transcript has 6 exons. Gene Ontology annotation, cellular component: trans-Golgi network.
GGAUCGAACAGUAUCCACAACAACAAAAUGACGGUACUUGGACUGACCAUCCCGUUGAUGUUGCUAGCCGUUCCAAGUGCUCACAGUGACGGCAGAGUGUGCAUGAAAACAGGUGCUUGCACGUGCGAGGCGUUAGAUGGGAAAAUAGACCUCGGUGCACUGGAUAGUCAAAUCGAUAAACCUCGGUUCUUCAACAUGUCGGCGACUGACGACCCCUUCUACUACUCCUGGAAUCCAUGUUCGGACUUCUCUCUUCCCAACACCAGCUUCGUCUGUGCCAGCGUCGCGAUUUGCCAGGGGUACUUCAGCGGUGCGACAGGCCCUAUAUACUUCAGUCUUGGGUCACAGGCUGAGGUCCAGUUUGAGUACGAUGACACGGAUACUCUCAGCAUGCAGUAUGUUCACCGAUACUUGAACGUAACCAGACUGACGGUGAUCCGGCUGGUGUGUGACGCGACCACGGAGGGAGAGCUGACGGUACAAGGACAACACAAGUCAACGCUGCCGCUUUACAACUUCGAACUGAUGAGCAAGUACGCAUGCGUGGUUCCCUUCCCAACAACAUCACCACCACUUACCGUUUCCAAGGAGACACGUGGUCCUCCCACAACAACGCCAUCUCCCCAAAUCCGGGAUCUCAACGCCAUCGUCGUGCUUCUGACCCGCGUAUUUGUGGGCGUUUGUGUUGUGGCGUUCCUUCAGUUGGCGCUCAUCUUUAUCCUUCUGUGCAAGCUCCCCAACACAGCAAGCUUCCAGCAGGACGCACCUGCUAGCACCCAUCACAAGGCGAAGUAUUGACACGGACAAUCAUAGUGUUGAUUGGUUAACAUGUAACAUAUAGAAUGUCGAGAAACUAAUUUCAAAAUCGUGAUAUCAAUCAUAAAGUUUAAUAUAAAUCUUAAGGGAAGAGUGUAAAAAGAAUAAUACUUAUCUUAAGCCGGAUGGUGCAGGAAUCUAAUAUGAACACAAUUAACAAAAGGCUAAAUAGGUGUCCAGUCAAACGGCAUUGUUUGCAUUAAGGACAAGCUCCUCAGUAGGACACAUUAAAACAAUCAAUUGAUUUCAUGACAUUUGAUAACCUAAGCAAAACUUGUUUGCAUUGUAUUUACGACACGCCCACAAGCAGUCUGUUUCAAGUCAAGUAUGGGCGGGAUUGAGCCUCCCUACGGCAGUGCCCUGGGGUCAGCGAUUCCCCUUGUCUACAGUGCUUUGUGUUCCUGAUUAAACUGGCAGUCUGGGAAGUCACCGA